Linum trigynum is the source of this 249-nucleotide messenger RNA. NCBI's taxonomy places the organism in Eukaryota, Viridiplantae, Streptophyta, Magnoliopsida, Malpighiales, Linaceae. The record is from the annotation of a GenBank genome assembly.
AUGACGGCGCCGGAGGGGGUCACUCAACCAAGUGCUGUUAUGGCACUGGUCUUUACUGGGGCACAUUGGGUCCGACUCAUAGUCGACGAUGUCGAUGGAGUGACACCAAUGCCCCCUUUUUCACCACAAUGGUCUCAUUUUCGAAAUAUGACAUCAAUUCCUGAUUGGGACUUGUUAUACGAGCAAGAGCAGGCAUUGUAUUCCAUUCUCGGAGGACAUUAUCCAAACGAUGAUGAAGAGGGUGAUUAA